Molecule: messenger RNA, 306 nt
Organism: Pieris macdunnoughi
Lineage: Eukaryota; Metazoa; Arthropoda; Insecta; Lepidoptera; Pieridae
Source: the annotation of a GenBank genome assembly
AUGAUGAAGUUAUUACUAGUUGUUUGUCUGGCAGUUGCGUCUUUCACUAGUGGUGCAGUGGUGAGACCCACUAACAGGUCUAGCUUGAGCGUGGGUUACAUUACAAAUGGCGACCGAUUGCUGCAUAGACAGUAUCUGAACAAACAGCCUGUCCCCAACGCUGUUCAGUACCAGGACUUCAUAUUCCCCAAAACGCUUACCCUUGGAUUACAUCGGGGGGGCGUCGGGUACAAUUAUGCCACAGUAAGGGUUCAAAGUGCAAGGGGUUUGGGCUACUAUUACGUCAUUGAUGUUUGGGGACGAUAG